This is a messenger RNA of Chenopodium quinoa (quinoa), 2526 nucleotides long. RefSeq names its product zeatin O-glucosyltransferase-like. Lineage: Eukaryota; Viridiplantae; Streptophyta; Magnoliopsida; Caryophyllales; Amaranthaceae. Gene Ontology annotation, molecular function: UDP-glycosyltransferase activity. The coding region runs from base 815 to 2233 and encodes 472 amino acids. The record is from RefSeq and is a predicted model, not a curated record. The transcript has a single exon.
AUAAGUAAACGUCUAGCUUCUCUAUGGUUCCUUAAUCCUACUAAUCUACUAUUGUGAUCUGCUUUGUGUUUGGAGUUGUAAUCUCCAUGUAAUAAACCUUAUAAGCAUAGUCACCUGCCUCUAGAUCAUGACUAGACUCAGAAAAAUCAAAAAAAGGUGGUAAAAGGCUCACACCAGGUUAAUUGAGAAUAUAUCAAUCAAGCAACCUUGACGGCUUGACUUAAGGGGUUCUUCCUAACAGAAAGCAGGUUCCAAUAAUAGUUACAAACUUUCGAACUUAUAAAUUUAACUUCAAAUAAAAAAAAAAGUGUCACAAAUAAAAAAUUCAAGUAAACCCUAUUUAAACGAAACUAAAUACUUGAAUAACUCGAUAAACUACAGCUUUAGAUGUGCCAGAAGCAGAAUGACCCCUUAACUAAUGCCCUUUGGUAAUGUAUGCAUACUAUGGCACUAAACAUAGAUACAAAGAUUGACACUUAAAAAAAUAAUGAGAAGUGUACGACAACUUCAACCUGCAAACAUAGAAAAACACAUAUCAGCCUAUAAAUGUUAUAAAAUCUAAUCAUAAAAUCCGUCUAACUCCAAGGGGCCAUGACAACAUCAAUGAGGUAAGAAUUGAGGCAACAGUAAGUAUUUUUUUUAUUUUUCUUUUAUUGACAAUAGCUAAGAGGGAGCAACAAUUUGCCGCUAAUUAAUAUUAAACAAAACUGAGCGUAUGACAAGUAACCAUAAUUUAAUAAAGGUUUUUUGUAUCUAUCAUGAGUAGUAUAAAAUCAUAAUUCUUCCUAUACUCAACCUCAAAACUUAACCCCUAAUGGAAGACCAAAAUUGCAGUAAAGUAGGCAAGCAAAAUGAAGUACAACACCAUCAAGUGGCUGUGGUGAUGGUACCCUUUCCAGCCCAAGGCCUUUUGAACCAGCUCCUCCAUCUCUCUCAUCUCAUAACCUCCUAUGGAUUACCAGUUCAUUAUGCUGGAUCUGCCAGCCACAACCACCAAGCGAAGCUCCGACUCCAUGGUUGGGACUCUGAAACUUCAAGUAAAAUCCAUUUCCAUGACUUCAAAAUCCCUCCUCAUAGCUUGUCCCCUCCCAAUCCCAACCCCUCCACCUUUUUCCCUACAAACCUUGAACCACUAUUUGAUGCUUCUACGCAUCUCCGUCAGCCCAUUUCCCAACUCUUACAAGAACUCUCUACAAAGUUAAGGAGAAUCAUCAUCAUUUUUGAUAAUCUAAUGACUUCCGUGAUUCAAGAUGUAAGAGGCAUCCCAAAUGCUGAAUCAUAUGCCUUCCAUCCCACCUCUGCCUUUACCAAGUUCUUAAAUGUGUGGGAAAUAUUACCUAAAAAACCUUUUCAGCUAGAUUUUGAUGUCCCAAAAUGCAUUCCUUCAAAUGAAGGGUGCUUGACGACAAAGGUUAUCAACUUCUUGGUCAAACAACAUCAACUUUUGGGGUUUGAGGCUGGAACACUUUGCAACACAUCAAGGCUGAUAGAAGGUAGAUAUGUCCAACUAUUGGAGAACCUUUCAAUAAAUCCUGAGAUGAAGUACUUUGCUGUUGGACCUUUGAAUCCAGUGGAAAUGGAAAGCAAAAAUGAUAGACAUAUAUGCUUACAAUGGCUUAACGAACAAGAGGCAAGUUCGGUGAUAUAUGUCUCUUUUGGAUCAACAACCUCAAUGACUGAUGAGCAAAUCAUGGAGUUGGCGCUGGGUUUGGAAAGAAGUGGACAAAAGUUCAUAUGGGUACUUAGAAGAGCCGAUAAAGCUGAUGUAUAUUCCAAAAGUGAUUUGAGAAAUCCUCUGCUACCCGAAGGGUAUGAAGAGAGACUGAAAAAUAAGGGAAUGGUGGUAAGAGACUGGGCACCCCAACUGCAAAUUCUAGCACAUCCAUCCAUAGGUGGUUUCAUGAGUCACUGCGGGUGGAACUCAUGCAUGGAGAGCAUCAGCAUGGGUGUGCCAAUGGCAGCUUGGCCCAUGCAUUCCGAUCAACCCAGGAAUGCCACUUUGGUGACAGAAGUGCUAAGAAUUGGUACACUGGUGAGGGAUUGGGCUCACCGUGCUGACCUAGUGACCUCAGCUACUAUAGAGAAUGCAUUGAGAAGAUUGAUGGCAUCAGAGGAAGGAAAGGAGAUGCAAAAAAGGGCUGCAGAACUGGGUGAUGCUGUCCGAACAUCAGUUGCUGAAGGUGGUACCUCUAGUGUAGAAAUGGAUUCUUUCAUUAUGCACGUCACAAGAUGAUGACCUGCGACCAUUUCACGAGAAUCUCAAUUUUCUUUGAAUCCAGAAGGCUCAAUAUCCCAAGUUGUGUAGUGCUAUUUUGACAUUUUCACACAGUUAAUGUACUGUAUUUUUGUCUGCAUUCAACAUUGUUAAUUUUGUGUAAUAAAAAGCAUGUUCAACACUGCUUCUAAGCAUGUAAUGAAACAAAAUUGUAGUCAUCUUGUUCUAGAUCACAAGAUUCACAACAAUACCAAUGGAAUUAUCUCACUAAGAAAAGUUAACAAGAAAUGAAAUAGCUCAAGUAGAGGAUA